This is a messenger RNA of Cylindrotheca closterium, 1617 nucleotides long. Lineage: Eukaryota; Bacillariophyta; Bacillariophyceae; Bacillariales; Bacillariaceae. The record is from the annotation of a GenBank genome assembly.
AUGGCAGCCCGAUCAGCGCAAUUUGAAGGCAGUGCGGUCCACCGUAAUCAAUUUGCAGGCGUGAAAGACUACUGGCAACGAAAGCAAACGCAGCAACAACAACAACAGCAGCUGCAACAGAGUCAUCACCAACCACAACAACAAUGGCAACCACAACAACGGCAACAACGGCAACAACAACCGCAGCAUUACUACAAAGAAGAACCACUAGAACAACACGAGGAGCACUUGCAGUUUCCGUCGCCUCAAAAAACCCUGCCGGCAUCCACUCUAGACAAGUCGGACAUUCGAAAGGACUGGAGAAAACAUGGCAAGGUGUACCGAGCCAAGCUGAUUGUGGAAGAUGAACAGAAGGGGGGGAAUGCCUUUGUCUUGUCGAAUCAAUGUUCGAUUGAUCGUUAUUAUCGGGUGGCUGAUCGGGUUCUGGACGAGUUUCUAUCAACGAGUAGCGCUUCCAGUAAUGCCGAAGAAGUGUCCGAAGCCUAUUUAGUGGGCAACCGUCUAGUCAAGUUUCUAUCCGUAGUCCUUCCCACCCACAAUGAGUAUCUGUCACAGGAUCCCGAAUUGACCAGUUGCCGGAUCCGAUCGCAAGAACAACUCAUUGAUUUGCUGCAGUACAUGGAAGAACUAUCCUUGAUUGUCGACGAAAUUCAAUACAAUUUGUACAUUCUCAGUGAUUUGACUCCCUCGAAAAAGAACCUUUCUGUCGAUUGGACCGAGUCUACCGCCAAUGAUACGUCCUUUGAGAGCAUUUCUUCCACUGACUCGAAGCAAUUGGAAGAACGAGUAGCAGCAGUCCUUGUCGCUUCCGAUAGGAAACUUACACCAGUCAACGAAGUACUGUCCAAACAACCGAAAAGUCCCGCAUUGUCGCCCAUUCGACCGCGCAAGACGACCUCGUUUCGAAAAAAGGUCCCGGAACGGAGCUUUGAAGAUGACUUUUUCAAUGGCGACAAUUCCAUUAUUGACGACUGUGAUAUCAAGACGGCUGACUUUUCGGCGGAUGAUGAGGAUGUCUUUGCUGGCUUUGAUAUCAAGUUUGACAAUGUCCUGGACAAGGAUUUUGACGAUGCCUUUAAUGACAACUUUACGAGGCAAAAUGCUCCCAAAAAUCACUUUGACGAAGUCUUUGAUGAAGGGUUUGGACAACAAGCCGAUAACAAGUGGUUCUCUUCCGAGACGGCACAAAACGCUUCCAACAACAACGACGACUAUUGGUUUCAAGAGCAUCAGAAUAUUUCCUUUGCCACUAGUCCGGACCGAAAGAAGACGACUGGUAGUAGUAGGCAAACGGCAAAUUCCACCAUUCCAAGGCUUCAACCACCCAGAGAUGCGAUUCCACGGCAUUUAUUGUCGCAGGCGACUCGGGUUCAUUUUUCGGAAAAUCCUCGGUACAUGGAACCGGCCUUGUUCAAUCGAUCCAACUCUCUCAUGGAUCAAUAUGGUGUAGAGCCAGCGCCAUUGUCCAAGAUUGAGGCACGGCUGGAGGAAGCAAAGCGCGUGGAACAAGAGUUUGCCAAGAUGGACGCGAUACAUCAACAGCAACUGACGACUGGAAAUUCCAAUAAACGAUUAUUGCAACACUUUAAGGGAUGUGUGAAAUUCAUGGUCGACUAG